CCCGUUCUCUCAUUGAUAGUCUUGAGCUCCGUUUUGCGAGCUGCACGAGCCUUGUGAGCUGAGCCAUGGGGAAGAGGUACUACUGCGACUACUGCGACCGCUUCUUCCAGGACAACAUGCACAACCGCAAGAAACACCUCAACGGGGUCCAGCACCACCGAGCCAAAAAGGCCUGGUUCGACACCUUCCGAGAUGCUGCAACGAUCUUCAUUGAAGAGCAAGCCAAGAAACCAUGCAGGAAGUUCAUUCAGACAGGACAGUGUGUUUUUGGCUCAAACUGCAGGUUCUCUCAUAUGACAAAAAAGGACAUGGAUCUCCUACGACAACAUAUUGAAGCUGAGAAGCAGCAGAGGGAGGAUCCCAAGGCUGGCUCUGUGUCUGCUGAACGGUGUGUUGAGGACUGGCUGGCUAGGAGAGAGAAGAGAAAGGCAGCUAUGAACAGUGGCAGAGUGCUUAAAGAGGAGGAUGAAGAUACCGCCACAGGCAGUGAUGUGCCUCCACACUUCCUGUCCAUACAAGACCUCCCAGCUUCUCUUCUGCCACCCCCGUCUGGUGGCUGGAAGAAUUUGCCCCAUACAGAGUGGGGCUGAGUGCCCCCUGGUGGCUGGAAAAGGUCAUGUUGCCCACAGUGGAGUUCAGCUGGCUUGUUUACACCACUUAUCUCUUUUUCCAGCAGUAUAGAGUUGAGGCUAAGGGAGCUGAACUUCCUGCCAGAAAUUUCACAAUUUUAAACCCAUGUCUGGCACUAAUGCUCUUGAAUAGACCAGCUGUUUGAUAUUUUAUAGCGUAAAUGUAUGUUUUCCUCUUUGCUGUGGAUGGUGGGGAACUCAAUGGUGUCAUUUGCCUAAAAGCAUUAAUGUCAUGCAUGCUUUUCCCAUUGUGUUCUGAGGUAACAAUUGAUGUUGGCAUAUGCACAUAAGAAAGGAGGAAAAGCUUAUUUCUUUUGGGGGGGAAAAGGAUGAAUUUUAGGGUAAGUCUGGCACAUUGUGACAUUUCAGUGUUUCUGCACGAAGGAUGAAGGCACAACCUGGAACGGGUUUCGGCUCCCUAGUGUAACAUGAGUUGACACCUAGUGCUAAUGGAAAUUAACAUUGCCUUUCGGAAAUGUCGACCAGAAAUAUAACGGAAGGUGACCUCUGAGUAAUUGGCUCUAUCAGUCAGGCCUUCUUUUUUUAUAUGAAUUUUACGUUCUUGCAUAUUGGUUAGCUGAGCUCUUUCUUCUACAUGUUUAAUGAUCUACCGUUGUUAAAUUUUUUUUGAUAAUUCUAUAUAUCUCAUUGAUGGUACAUGGCUGUAACAAAAUGGAUUUUAGAUGUUUAAAGGACCCCACUGGAUCCUGCUUCUGGAAAUCAUACCCAUUUGUGGGACUGCAGUGGCCUUAUCUGCAGGACAGAAGCCAGAGUCAGCAGAUUGUGCACAUUUCUAGUAAAAACCCUUUUGUUUGUUACAACCAAACAGUGUCUUUGUCAAGCACCCCAGCCAUAAGUAUCCAUGGCCAAAGCACAUCUUUUUCACCUGUUGAAUACAGGGAGUGUCUUACUUCCAUGGCUUCUCUUCCUCAAUUCUUACACCGGCUGCUUUAAUGGCUGUUUGACUGGCCUUUGAAUUGUGAGCAGCUGGUCUUCAUUAGACUUAAUUGGCAGAGGCCAACUAGUGCACUAUUCAUUGUUGUCAACACUGCCGCACGCCAUGUUUCCACCACUUGAUAGUUUACAAAAUGUAAUUAAAUGUUUUU
This is a messenger RNA of Scleropages formosus (Asian bonytongue), 1735 nucleotides long. It is a transcript of the gene zmat5, whose product is annotated as zinc finger, matrin-type 5. The coding region runs from base 66 to 590 and encodes 174 amino acids. Lineage: Eukaryota; Metazoa; Chordata; Actinopteri; Osteoglossiformes; Osteoglossidae. Gene Ontology annotation, molecular function: zinc ion binding; nucleic acid binding. The transcript is spliced from 6 exons. Gene Ontology annotation, cellular component: U12-type spliceosomal complex; nucleus. The record is from RefSeq and is a predicted model, not a curated record.